Messenger RNA from Dama dama (fallow deer), 3008 nucleotides. RefSeq names its product prolyl endopeptidase like (gene PREPL). Gene Ontology annotation, biological process: proteolysis. The record is from RefSeq and is a predicted model, not a curated record. The transcript has 15 exons. Gene Ontology annotation, cellular component: cytoskeleton; Golgi apparatus. Gene Ontology annotation, molecular function: serine-type endopeptidase activity. The coding region runs from base 485 to 2668 and encodes 727 amino acids. NCBI's taxonomy places the organism in Eukaryota, Metazoa, Chordata, Mammalia, Artiodactyla, Cervidae.
GCUCUUGGCGACACUGGGUAGGCUGUGGUUCUGCUAGCUGCAGAACGCAGACUUCGGCAGGACGCGAUCGAGGUGACAGCUACACUCCUUCCUGAGAGCUUCGGGUCCUCUGGGCGUGCUUUUACUCGUUUCGGUAUCUAGAGCCAGACUGACUUUCAAUUUGCUUUGCCCAUGUGUGUACCAGAAUCAGUGCUGCAUAGUUUGAGCCUGAUAAGAUUGACCUUACUAAAGAGACAUUUAAGUCACAUCUGCCAAGAAGUAUGACUUGAAUGAAACUAACUUGUACAAGUUUUCAAUACUUUUAACCUGAGUUAUCAGCUGUCUGCAGUUAUUUGUAACCUGAGGGGUACACAGCCCCAAAGGGGAAGGUUAAGAACUGCAGAUCUUAGAUGCUCUGAGAACCCACUGCUGUACAGUCAUCCCUAUGAAAAUCAUUCAUGUGCUGGCAGCCCCUAAGGGAGCGUAAACCAGGGACUUUGAUACCAUGCAGCAGAAGAGCCAAUUGUUUCUCCAAGCUUUGAAGUAUAGUAUUCCUCACCUUGGGAAAUGCAUGCAGAAACAGCACUUGAAUCACUGUAACUUCGCUGAUCAUUAUUACAAUAGAAUAAAAUUGAAAAAAUAUCAGCUAACCAAGUGUCUGCAGAAUAAACCCAGGAUCUCAGAGUUAGCAAGAAACAUCCCAAGUCGGAACUUCUCAUGUAAGAAUUUUCUGUCUAGUAAACAGGAAAACGAAAAACCCCUUUCAGAAAACAUGGAUGCGUUUGAAAAAGUGAGAGCAAAAUUAGAAACACAGCCACAAGAAGAAUACGAAAUCAUCAAUGCAGAGAUUAAACAUGGUGGUUUCGUUUAUUAUCAAGAGGGCUGCUGCUUGGUUCGUUCCAAAGAUGAAGAAGCAGACAAUGAUAACUAUGAAGUUUUGUUCAAUUUGGAGGAACUUAAAUUAGAGCAGCCCUUCAUUGACUGUAUCAGAGUUGCUCCUGAUGAAAAAUAUGUAGCUGCCAAGAUAAGAACUGAGGAUUCCGAAUCAUCUACUUGUAUAGUUGUGAAGCUCAGUGAUCAGCCUGUAAUGGAAGCUUCUUUCCCAAAUGUGUCUAGUUUUGAAUGGGUAAAGGAUGAAGAAGACGAAGAUGUUUUAUUCUACACCUUCCAGAGGAACCUUCGCUGUCAUGAUGUAUAUCGAGCCACUUUUGGUGAUAACAAACGUAAUGAACGUUUUUACACAGAAAAAGACCCAAGUUUUUUUGUCUUCCUUUAUCUUACAAAAGACAGUCGUUUUCUCACCAUGAAUAUCAUGAGCAAGACCACUUCUGAGGUGUGGUUGAUAGAUGGCCUGAGCCCUUGGGACCCACCAGUACUUAUCCAGAAGCGAAUCCAUGGGGUCCUUUACUAUGUAGAACAUAGAGAUGAUGAAUUAUACAUUCUCACUAAUGUUGGUGAGCCUACAGAAUUCAAGCUAAUGAGAACAGCAGCCGAUACCCCUGCUAUUAUGAAUUGGGAUUUGUUUUUCACGAUGAAGAGAAAUACCAAAGUUGUAGAUUUGGACAUGUUUAAGGAUCACUGUGUUCUCUUCCUGAAGCAUAGCAAUUUACUUUAUGUUAACGUGAUUGGUCUGGCUGACGAUUCAGUUCGGUCUCUAAAGCUCCCGCCUUGGGCCUGUGGAUUCAUAAUAGAUACAAAUUCAGACCCAAAGAACUGCCCCUUUCAGCUUUGCUCUCCAAUACGUCCCCCGAAAUACUAUACAUAUAAGUUUGCAGAAGGCAAACUGUUUGAGGAAACUGGGCAUGAAGACCCAAUAACAAAGACUAGUCGUGUUUUACGUAUGGAAGCCAAAAGCAAGGAUGGAAAAUUAGUGCCAAUGACUGUUUUCCAUAAAACGGAUUCUGAGGACUUACAGAAGAAACCUCUCCUGGUACAAGUAUAUGGAGCUUAUGGAAUGGAUUUGAAAAUGAAUUUCAGGCCUGAAAGGCGGGUGUUGGUGGACGAUGGCUGGAUAUUAGCAUAUUGUCACGUGCGGGGAGGUGGUGAAUUAGGCCUCCAGUGGCACGCUGAUGGCCGGCUAACUAAAAAACUCAAUGGCCUUGCUGACUUAGAGGCUUGCAUUAAGACGCUUCAUGACCAAGGCUUUUCUCAGCCAAGUCUAACAGCCCUGACUGCUUUCAGUGCUGGAGGGGUGCUUGUGGGAGCAUUGUGUAAUUCUAGUCCAGAACUGCUGAGAGCUGUGACUUUGGAGGCACCUUUCUUGGAUGUUCUCAACACCAUGAUGGACACUACACUUCCUCUGACGUUAGAAGAAUUGGAAGAAUGGGGGAAUCCUUCAUCUGAUGAAAAACACAAGAACUACAUAAAACGUUACUGUCCCUAUCAAAAUAUUAAACCUCAGCAUUAUCCUUCAAUUCACAUCACAGCUUAUGAAAAUGACGAACGUGUACCUCUGAAAGGAAUCGUAAACUAUACGGAGAAACUCAAGGAAGCCAUCGCAGAGCAUGCUAAGGACACCGGGGAAGGCUAUCAAGUCCCCAGUAUUAUUUUAGAUAUUCAGCCUGGAGGCAACCAUGUGAUUGAGGAUUCUCACAAAAAGAUUACAGCCCAAAUUAAAUUUCUGUAUGAGGAACUUGGACUUGACAGCACCAGUGUUUUCGAUAAUCUUAAGAAAUAUCUAAAAUUCUGAAAUGCUGCGUUCAUUGGGAACUGGAAACACACUGAAGUCUUUCAUAGUCAUAUUUCCAAUUAUGUUCACAAAAGUGAGUUUUUUAAGUUAGUAAAUAAUUUUUAAAAAAUUUUAUUCCCCAUCCAAAUUUGGUUUCAUGAACAGCUCACUUGCUUAUACCAGUGUCUCCACUGAGGCACAUGCCCCUUAACCCAGGAAAGUAACUUUCAAACCAUGCUGCGUAGAAGCACAUAGAGAAGGCAGUGAGGGAAGGAAGGACUGCUGACAGCAGAAGUCUCCCCUUUCUCCUUCAGAACAGCUUCGUUUUACUGUGAUUUUCUUUGAACAGUUUACACAUCAA